GCGCCGAAACAUCGAUCGUCCGAGAGACCCUUGGCUGGCGCCAUCUUGGAUCGAGCAGCCCUGAGAAGAACGAUCCCUAGGUGCCGAGAGUAGAUCCCAGCGGGAGACCGACAACCCCACCCCCACCCCCAAGGCGAGCCCCAGGAUCUAGGGUCUCGGCCGCCCCUGAGCCCACUCCCAAGAGAAGGCCUGGCGGCAGCCGCGGCUCUCCCCCUCUCCUCUGCCCCGCCCUGUUUCAGCUUCGCGACCACAGACGAGGACCCGGGCGCCACCGUCGAGCAUGUUUCACGGGAUCCCAGCCACCCCUGGGAUGGGAGCCCCUGGGAAUAAACCAGAGCUAUAUGAGGAAGUAAAGCUGUACAAGAAUGCCCGGGAAAGAGAGAAAUAUGACAACAUGGCAGAAUUGUUUGCUGUGGUGAAGACGAUGCAAGCCCUGGAGAAAGCAUACAUCAAGGACUGUGUCACCCCUAAUGAGUACACAGCAGCCUGUUCCCGACUUCUGGUCCAGUACAAAGCUGCCUUCAAGCAGGUGCAAGGCUCAGAAAUCAGUUCCAUUGAUGAGUUCUGCCGAAAGUUCCGUCUUGAUUGCCCACUAGCAAUGGAGAGAAUCAAGGAGGACCGACCAAUCACCAUCAAGGACGACAAGGGCAACCUCAACCGAUGUAUUGCUGACAUUGUCUCGCUCUUUAUCACUGUGAUGGAUAAACUCCGACUGGAAAUUCGUGCCAUGGAUGAGAUCCAGCCUGAUCUUCGAGAAUUAAUGGAGACCAUGAACCGCAUGAGCCACUUACCUCCUGACUUUGAGGGUCGACAGAAAGUCAGCCAGUGGCUCCAGACCUUGAGUGGUAUGUCAGCUGCAGAUGAGCUGGAUGAUUCUCAGGUCCGACAGAUGCUGUUUGAUCUGGAGUCUGCCUACAAUGCCUUCAACCGCUUUCUGCACGCCUAAACCCAGGGCUCUUGGUCCAUCCCACUCUGCUGUAGAUUGAGACCCAGGGCUGGGACCAUGGUUUACGGGGCUAGGAUCCCUGAAUUGUGGGGUAGCACCCUAGAAUAAACUGCUCAUUUCCCCCCUUU
This is a messenger RNA of Vombatus ursinus (common wombat), 1074 nucleotides long. RefSeq names its product VPS28, ESCRT-I subunit (gene VPS28). Gene Ontology annotation, molecular function: protein-containing complex binding. NCBI's taxonomy places the organism in Eukaryota, Metazoa, Chordata, Mammalia, Diprotodontia, Vombatidae. Bases 281 to 946 code for a protein of 221 amino acids. Gene Ontology annotation, biological process: protein transport to vacuole involved in ubiquitin-dependent protein catabolic process via the multivesicular body sorting pathway. The record is from RefSeq and is a predicted model, not a curated record. Gene Ontology annotation, cellular component: ESCRT I complex. The transcript has 9 exons.